Molecule: messenger RNA, 770 nt
Organism: Daphnia carinata
Lineage: Eukaryota; Metazoa; Arthropoda; Branchiopoda; Diplostraca; Daphniidae
Gene: p24-1
Product: transmembrane emp24 domain-containing protein 3-like
Exons: 3
Coding region: 126-761 (211 amino acids)
Biological process (GO): Golgi organization; endoplasmic reticulum to Golgi vesicle-mediated transport; intracellular protein transport
Cellular component (GO): endoplasmic reticulum; Golgi apparatus; endoplasmic reticulum-Golgi intermediate compartment
Source: RefSeq, a predicted model, not a curated record
AAUUUUUCCACUUGUCAAACAGCGUAAGGUGACGUGGGGAUAUCAGAAACCGCCAAGUGUUUUCUUCCGAAUUCCGAUUUCCAAAACUAAAGAUAUUACGCCUUUGCCGGCAAUCUUGAACUAAAAUGAACAGCCAUCGUAGUGUGAAGUCACUUUUCUUUUUCUUCCUGUGCAUUUCCGUUUCUUUAGCUGUAGAAUUGACUUUUGAAUUGCCUGAUAAUGCAAGAGAAUGUUUCUACGAAGAGAUCGAAGCGGGUACAGACUUUACAGUUGAAUUUCAGGUUGUCACUGGUGGCCAUUAUGACAUUGAUUUUGAAUUAAUCGCUCCUAACAAAGAAGUAUUAUACAGAGAAGUCAAGAAACAAUAUGAUUCGUUUUCCAAGAAGGCAGACAUUAGAGGUGUUUAUGCAGCAUGCUUUUCCAAUGAAUUUUCAACAUUCUCCCACAAAUUGGUGUAUGUUGAUUGGCAAGUCGGAGCAGAAGAUCCAUUGCCAGGAGUUGGCGAACACCUGACUGCUAUGACACAGAUGGAAUCAUCAUCUCAUUCACUUCAUGAGAACUUGAACAAAGUUGUCGAUUAUCAGACACACCAUCGGUUGAGGGAGUCUCAGGGUCGUAAACGAGCAGAGGAUCUGAAUGAAAGAGUCUUUCUCUGGGCAGUUGGAGAGACUUUUGCCAUUAUUGUUAUAGGAAUUGGUCAAGUUGUGAUUCUUAAGAACUUUUUUAGUGAGAAGAAACCAUCCCAAAUGAUGUUUAGUUAACUGUAUUUA